AUGCAUCUCCUCGCCGCCCUUACCCUCUUCUCAUCCCUCUCCGCCUCGGUUCUCGGCGCGUCAGUCUGUAAUGGCCAAGCAGCCUUAUGCACGCGCAAGUACUCGACUGUGACGUUCAUCGGGGCGCACAACUCUUAUUCAGUUGGGCAGAACCUGGCGAACAACCAGAACAAAGAUAUUACAUCACAAUUGAAUGAUGGGAUCCGGACAUUACAGUCGCAAGCACAUACCGCUUCUGACGGGAUACGGCUCUGCCAUGGAUCAUGCGCUCUGCAAGAUGGUGGAUUGCUCGUCAACUACUUGACGACCGUAACAUCAUGGGUCAAAGCCAACCCGAACGAGGUCCUUACCCUCGUCAUUGUCAACAGCGAUAAUCAACCCGCCUCUCGCUUCGCCUCAGCCUUCUCAUCCGCCGGUCUGGACAGCUACGCCUUUGUCCCCUCAUCCCCGCAAGCAUCCUUGAACGACUGGCCUACACUGGGCUCGAUGAUUGACAGUGGAAAGCGGGUAGUCGUAUUCUUGGACAAUGGGGCGGAUGCCUCGGUGGCACCAUAUCUCAUUGAUGAGUUUACGAAUAUGUGGGAGGAUCCUUUCAAUGCUGUGGACCAGACAUUCGGCUGUGCGGUCAACAGAUCACAGGCUUCGCCUUCGUCCACCCUGAUGCUGGUCAACCACUACCUUGACACCACCUACAUGCUGGCCGGAACGCAGCUUUGGGUACCCGCACGGGACAAGCUGAACGUCACCAACGCCGCAUCAGGGUACGGUAGUAUCGGCGCGCACGUCGAUAACUGCAAGGCUAUCUGGGGCCGCAACCCCAACAUCAUCUUGCUCGACUACUACGACUCAAACUCCAACGCCCCCUUCGCGCUCGCCGCCCAGCUCAACGGCGUGUCCGCACCGACCAACACCGUCGUUCCGGCGUCUACCGCCGUCGUUUCUGGCUCCGGCGCGUCAGGUAGCUCAAAGGCAUCAGGAACAGCGGCAGCGGCGAACGUCACGCAGAGCAAGUUGAAUGGGGCGUCACGAGUCGGAGCGGGAGGUGCGGGUGUAUGGGCAGCGGGUGCACUGGGAGCGGUGGGUGUGGUGCUGGGGGCGAUGAUGAUAUAA
This is a messenger RNA of Dioszegia hungarica, 1110 nucleotides long. Its product is annotated as PLC-like phosphodiesterase. Gene Ontology annotation, molecular function: phosphoric diester hydrolase activity. Bases 1 to 1110 code for a protein of 369 amino acids. The transcript is spliced from 8 exons. Gene Ontology annotation, biological process: lipid metabolic process. The record is from RefSeq and is a predicted model, not a curated record. Lineage: Eukaryota; Fungi; Basidiomycota; Tremellomycetes; Tremellales; Bulleribasidiaceae.